UAAACCGUCCGGCCACAGUAGACAGCAAUGGAGGGCAGACCGAGCAGAGGCAGGAGAGGCAGCUGGAAAAGAGGUGGCCGGGGCGGACACGACACUGACAGUUUUGGCGGUGAACACCGGGGCAGAGGCCGAGGAGGCCACCACCGCGGCCGGGGCAAAAGAGACCACUACCGCGGUCGUGGACGCGGGGGAGGCGCCCAUGAAUCUCAGUUUCAGUACCAGGAUCAAGAUGACGAAGACAACUUUCAGGAGGAAGAUAACAGAGGGGAGUUUUUCUCCAGGAGGAAACUGGAGUCAAACUGGGAUCGUUACGAGGCGUCAGAGAGGCAGGAGCCUGACGAUGACACGCCCACUCAGAGAGGAACAGAUUACCACGUCCUGCUGGAGUCAGCAGGGGAUUCCUUCACUCAAUUCCGGUUUUCAGAAGAAAAAGACUGGGAGAUGGACUCAUUUACAGCCGGUCAGAUGUCAGUGUUUGUGGAUCUCCCAGCUCUCGCCCAGAGCCUUCAACAGGUUCCUCUCCAUCAGAGACUCAAUCUGGAGGCCGAGCUGGUUCAGGUCCUGACUCCAGUUGAGUUGCCCACGAUGAACCCUGCACCUAAACAGGAAAUCCCCAAAAUGUCCACAUUCAGUCCUCCGUCCACAGCCUUAAAAGGUCUCAGCACCAACCAGAAAGUCUCCAUGGCUGCAAACCCUGUGUCCAGCUCCAAGUCACAGGUUUCAUCGAAUGCUGCCGAGCCGCCGGUGGACGACGAUGGUGAUGAAGAGCUGGACCAGCUGCUCGGUUUACAGAAACCAGUCUCAGGUGUUUUAGGAAACCAGUCUGCCAGUGUUACAGAAGAGGAGGACGUGGGUCCAGAGAAGGCGUGUGAGGAAAUGGAGGAGGUGGAACCAGAGGUGAUAGAAGAGAAGACUGAAGAGGUGAAAGACAAAGACGUCACGCCUCCGAAGUCUGCUUCGGUCAAGCCGGAGAUGACAGAGGAGGACCUGGAGGACUGGCUCGACAGCAUGAUCUCCUGACCACUAGUGAUCCCGGACAGAUGGUAGAUAACUUUAGUUUGUGAAUUCAACCUUCUCUGCUUCAACUUCAGAUCCUAUCAAGACUAAACAGAAGUUUACUUUAAACAUUCAGCCUGACAGCCGGUUCACAUGCUACAGGACGUCACAGUUGGAUUGUGUCUUUGUUCCACAUCAGCCUCCACUUUUUUUUUUUGUCUAGUUUGCGGAGCUGAAUGGGAGACGGUAUGUGUGGAGGUGCAGAGAUGGGACAGAACGUUUCGAACGUUUGUGAGAAUGUGUCACGAUGUUCCCUCUGCACUUCAGAGACAGAAUUUUCUGUUCCCUGUGAGACUGUGAGAAGUUACACGCCGUCAGAAGGAUCCCUGCUGCCAAAGGGACGGACACACACUGAAACAGGUCACGGACAACAUGUUUGGUUUAUUGCGUCAAUUAAUUUAUUCAUUUCCUCCCCCUCAUUAAAAGAAAUGCAGUUUACCAAAGCUACUACAUACAUACAAAUGGCCAUACAACAGCAGUUAACCAUCUUGUUGUCAAUAAAUCCCUGAACCAAGGUUUGUUUUUUCAUUUUCCUCUUAUUGUGUGUUUUUUUUUUUCUACUGUGGACAGAAGUGAAGGCGGGCAGGACACCACAGCUUAGGAACAAAACCAAACUAAGCAACAUUUACACAAGGGU
Molecule: messenger RNA, 1693 nt
Organism: Toxotes jaculatrix (banded archerfish)
Lineage: Eukaryota; Metazoa; Chordata; Actinopteri; Toxotidae
Gene: aven
Product: apoptosis, caspase activation inhibitor
Exons: 6
Coding region: 28-1020 (330 amino acids)
Biological process (GO): negative regulation of G2/M transition of mitotic cell cycle
Source: RefSeq, a predicted model, not a curated record